This is a messenger RNA of Vicia villosa (hairy vetch), 1756 nucleotides long. Its product is annotated as kinesin-like protein KIN-4C. Gene Ontology annotation, biological process: microtubule-based movement; mitotic spindle organization. Gene Ontology annotation, molecular function: microtubule motor activity. The coding region runs from base 84 to 1517 and encodes 477 amino acids. The record is from RefSeq and is a predicted model, not a curated record. NCBI's taxonomy places the organism in Eukaryota, Viridiplantae, Streptophyta, Magnoliopsida, Fabales, Fabaceae. The transcript is spliced from 12 exons.
UCUUCUUCUGGAAGCCAUUGAAGAAAACAAGUUCCAUUUCAAAAUCUCAAAAUCUGUAAUCUCUCUCCUUUUACUUCAAGAUCAUGAAGAAGACUACUCGCAGAUCCAAACAAACCAGUCCCGUCGUUAUCGCAGCUUCAGACGCAAACGAAAAGCAACAUUACGAAGAGAGGAUUCGCGAACUCGAACGAGAGAACAAAGCGUAUCAGAUUGAGAAUGCGGAGUUGAAGGAACGAAAGGGAAAUGAUUCUUCUUCAGGUUCUAAUGGUGGCGUUGAGAAGCUUAAGAAAGAUUAUCUUCAGAAGCUGAAUUUACUCGAAGAUCAGGUUUCAGAAUUGAAGAAGAAACUGGGAUCUCAAUCUCAAUUUUCAACUCACAGGAAAAGAGCCGAUGAAUCGACUAGGCAAUUGCAGUAUGAGAUUCAGAGUUUGAAGGCUCAUAAGGCUAAACUGCAAUGUACGAUCAAGUUAGAGUCUGUGCGAUUUAGGUUAAGCAAGGCCUUACUUGAAAAAGAAGUUCUUCAGCUUAAGAAGGAAGGAAGACGGAAUGAUAUCAAGGCUCAGAGUUUGCAGACUUCUAAUGACAUGCUUAAAAUGGUAUUGCAACGGAAAACUGAGGAAGCUUCUGCUGCAAUCAAGCGUUUACGAGAUAUGAUAGCUGCACGAAAAGCUGUAUCAAAUCGAUCAUCAGGUGGCAAAAUUAAAAGUUGUCAAGUAAUUCAGGAUGCUGAACAUGAACUUGAAGUCACAACUCAGUUGCACAAGUUAUGUUCCCAAUAUGAAUCCAAAAUUGAAAAGAUGACUGGGGAGAUUGCACAGCUGAAAGAAGAACUUGAAAUGCAGAGGCAGGAAAAUUCAAGGUCUGAGUUACAGGAAGAAGACCUUGGCAGCCCGGAGAAGGAUUAUGAUGAUAUUCAAGAUUUAAAGGAACAAGUAAACAACCUUAGUAGUCUGCUUAAAGAAUUACAAUUGCGGAAGGAAAAACAUGAACCCAGGGAUAAGAGCCAGCAGGAUCUGGCCCAUGCUCUUUCUGAAGCAAGUUAUGCCACGGCAAAAAUGGAUACCCCUGAAAUGAGUAGUUCAAAUGAAAAUAGUGUUAAGAGGGGGAGAGCAGUUGAAGGGCUUUGCUGUUCUUGUAGUAGGAAGUCUUUAUGCAAGACUACAAAGUGCAAAUGCCGAUCCACUGGUGGGAGCUGUGGACCAUCAUGUGGCUGCUCACUUUCUAAGUGCACAAAUAGGGAACUAGGCACAUUGCCAGAAAACGAGUCACUAAAAGUAGAGAAUUCAGAAUGCUCAACAAACAAAGAUGGCGAAGCAGUGAUCGCUAAUGAAUGCGCGAAACUACUCGAGAGUGCACUUGUUCAAAAACCUGCCAACCAGGGGCCCAAAAAGAAGCCAUUGUGUGACAUUCAGAACUCAAUGGGUAACAUGGAUGCUCAAAAGAAAGGCAGGAAAAAGAAUGUUCGGAAGCCAGUAAUUCACGUUGUCACCAAGGAUCCAAUGUCCUCGUCGCCAUAAAAUAACACAAGUACUAAAACAAAGAAAGUUGUAACAUGGGAAAAUAGUUCAAUGAGGUUGGACUAGGUGAAGAAACCAGCUAGGAAAGAGCAACUGUGGUGGCUUCCAUUAGUGAAGCAGCUGAUUUUUCUUCAUUUUAAGAAGCUCAACGUAAAGUUAACUGUUUGAUUAACUUAUCAUUUUCACACCCAUUCUUCUUUUCUGGGGAUAAUAUAAAAAGCUGGAAUUGUGUUUUGUUA